Messenger RNA from Aethalodelphis obliquidens (Pacific white-sided dolphin), 778 nucleotides. Its product is annotated as phosphatidylinositol N-acetylglucosaminyltransferase subunit Y-like. Gene Ontology annotation, biological process: GPI anchor biosynthetic process. The record is from RefSeq and is a predicted model, not a curated record. The transcript has a single exon. Gene Ontology annotation, cellular component: glycosylphosphatidylinositol-N-acetylglucosaminyltransferase (GPI-GnT) complex. Lineage: Eukaryota; Metazoa; Chordata; Mammalia; Artiodactyla; Delphinidae. The coding region runs from base 432 to 647 and encodes 71 amino acids.
ACAUGCUGAGCGGAGUGUGCGGCCGGCUCGCCUCAGCGCUGUGGGGGACACGUACACAGCCAUCUGCGGUCGCCCAGAGGUAUCUGCACAUGUUGUCCACAGACAAGAGCGAGAGGACAAGGAAACCUCCCCGCGCCUUCGACCCAGCGCUGCUGGAGUUCCUGGUGUGCCCGCUCUCCAAGAAGCUGCUCAGAUAUGAAGCAUCGACAAAUGAAUUGAUUAACGAAGAGUUAGGAAUAGCCUAUCCAAUUAUUGAUGGGAUUCCUAAUAUGAUACCACAGGCAGCCAGGAUGACACAUCAAAAUAAGAAGCAAGAAGAAAUGGAGCAGCAUUAGAUCAUACUUAAAAAUAACAACACACACAACUAAAUUUUCUAAAUACCAUCCACCUUUUAAAAAGUCGGAGUGACGGGUAAUAAGUGGAGGAAAAGAAUGUUUCUGUCUCUUCCUGCGUUGACUGUCCUUAUUCCAUUGGUCUCUUUAGCAGGACUGUUAUACUCGUCCUCUGUGGAAGAAAACUUCCCACAGGGCUGCACUAGCACAACCAGCCUGUGCUUUUACAGUCUGCUCUUGCCGAUUACCAUACCCGUUUAUGUGUUCUUCCACCUUUGGACUUGGAUGGGUAUUAAACUCUUCAGGCAUAAUUAAUACAACCAGAGCCAAGAUGGUGUAUCCUCGUGAUAUGCUUGAGUGUCUGUCUCUGAAAGCCCAACUACAUGGAAAUACUGGACACCCACUUAAUUUGCACGAAAGAUGCUUUGCCUGGCUUCUGUCAGAGG